This is a messenger RNA of Lonchura striata (white-rumped munia), 258 nucleotides long. NCBI's taxonomy places the organism in Eukaryota, Metazoa, Chordata, Aves, Passeriformes, Estrildidae. The record is from RefSeq and is a predicted model, not a curated record.
GUCAGCAAAACUGGAGCAGAAGGGGCAGUUCUGGAUGAAGCUAAAAAUAUCAAUAAAUCUUUGUCUGCCCUGGGCAAUGUGAUCUCGGCCUUGGCAGAGGGAACUAAAACCCACGUUCCCUACCGAGACAGCAAAAUGACCAGGAUCCUGCAGGAUUCCCUGGGGGGGAACUGCAGGACCACCAUCGUCAUCUGCUGCUCCCCCUCCGUGUUCAACGAGGCCGAGACCAAAUCCACGCUGAUGUUUGGCCAGAGGUGA